Molecule: messenger RNA, 8162 nt
Organism: Dermochelys coriacea (leatherback sea turtle)
Lineage: Eukaryota; Metazoa; Chordata; Testudines; Dermochelyidae
Gene: ZFTRAF1
Product: cysteine and histidine rich 1
Exons: 5
Coding region: 61-885 (274 amino acids)
Cellular component (GO): nucleus
Molecular function (GO): zinc ion binding
Source: RefSeq, a predicted model, not a curated record
UGCACGGUGUGCCUGGACCUGCCCAAGGCCUCGGUCUACCAGUGUACUAAUGGUCACUUGAUGUGCGCUGGCUGUUUUAUCCACCUACUAGCAGAUGCCCGGUUGAAGGAGGAACAGGCUACGUGCCCCAAUUGCCGUUGUGAGAUCAGUAAGAGCCUCUGCUGCCGAAACCUGGCUGUGGAAAAAGCAGUGAGUGAGCUGCCAUCAGAGUGUGGCUUCUGCAUGCGGCAAUUUCCUCGCUCCCUUCUGGAGAGACACCAGAAAGAGGAGUGCCAGGACAGGGUGACUCAGUGCAAAUACAAGCGGAUUGGGUGCCCGUGGCAGGGUCCAUACCAUGAGCUGACAGUUCAUGAAGCGGAGUGCACUCACCCCACAAAGACUGGGAAUGAACUGAUGGAGAUUCUGGAUGAAAUGGACCAAACCCAUAAAAAAGAAAUGCAGCUGUAUAACAGCAUCUUCAGCCUGCUCAGCUUUGAGAAGAUUGGCUACACAGAAGUUCAGUUCCGUCCCUAUAGAACCGAUGACUUCAUCACCCGCCUGUACUAUGAAACACCCAGGUUCACCGUGCUCAACCAGACCUGGGUGUUAAAGGCCCGAGUCAACGACUCCGAACGCAACCCCAACCUGUCCUGCAAGCGCACCCUCUCCUUCCAGCUCAUUCUGAAAAGCAAGAUCAGUUCCCCCAUGGAGUGUUCCUUCCUGCUCUUGAAGGGGCCCUACGACGACGUGAAAAUCAACCCCGUGAUCUAUCACUUCGUCUUCACCAAUGAGAACAAUGAGACGGAGUACGUGCCGCUCCCCAUCAUCGACUCUGUGGAAUGUAACAAACUGCUGGCUGCCAAGAACAUCAACUUGCGGCUUUUUAUAUUCCAGAUACAGAAAUAGGCAAGGCUGAGUUAUGCUGGAAGUUACCAAGAAAGCACCACUGAACCAUAGUUACCUCGUAUGGCUGCCUGUGCCAGUUGUGAUUUCACAGUAAUUUGAUCAUUUUAAAAGGAAAAAAACAACAAAACGUCUGCAUGUGUAUGCAACAGUGUAAGCAGUCACAGCCUUCCUUCCCUUCCCUUCCCCAUCCUCCCCAGGGACAGACAAGAAUGGAGCCAGGUCCGUGUAGAGGACUGGCAUGUGGGGGUGACUGCUGGGAAACCUGCAGGUGCUGGCAGCAUACCGAGAGCUCUUUGGUAUGCUGUGGUGAGGGCAAGUUGGGGAGCCAGCGAUCCAAGCAGUUCAGUAUAUGUGAAUAGACAGAGUUUUGUUGUCAUGGUACAGUGCACAAUCUACAUGUGGCAGUUGUGGGGCUGUAAGGGAGGCAGUGGUGUUAUUUUCUCCCCCUCCUUUCAGAUCUCAUGUGGCUUGAAUGAACUGGAUACAUUUCAGUUUCCUGUUUUGCUUUUGGGGUGGGGAGCACAGAGACAAGUCUAGCUGUGAUUUAGGGCUUGGGAGAGCCUAGUUCAUUAUUACUUGUGCAGUCUGGUCCUCUGUCUAUUGUAUCAGUAAAAUAAAACAAAUGGGGAUUCCAACCCCCCACCCUCCCCUUCCAAAAACAAAACAAAACACUAAUGAGGUGUUUGGGGGAGUUUGUGGAACUUGUGCUGGCUGGGCUGACGUUCCACCUUUCUGUGGGAAAAGGAUGGGAGUGGGGAGAAAUGAUGGAGCUGUAGUGCAUUACAUAUGAAAGUGUUCCAAAGAACCAGAGUCCCCAUUUGUGUCUAGUUUGUGUAAACUAACCCUUUGUUCCGAGUUCCUUUCGCCACAACCUUUUGGUCCAGUGGAGUUAACCAUUGCCAUGGUUUGUAAAUGGAAGUUUAAGAUGCAGGGUGAAGAUUAUGAAAAGCAGACACGCUGAGCAUUGCAUGAUCUCUCAUGGGGUUGUGACAUGAACCUCCUGGACUGAGUGGGGUUUCCUGGUAAUUUCCAAGCAAAGAUGCUCUUGUUCUCAAAUAACUUAGAACAGGUUAUUGGAGCAUUUUUUUCAGGAGUGUGCUAAUGGCGAAUGGAUCAGAAUGGUUCAAUGUCCCCUCUCCUUCCCUUCCCCCACAAACACCACCUGGACUGUUGCAAACAAAAUACUGUAUCUCUAGUUUAUUUUGUAUUGCACAUCAUGAAGAAACAAUCCCAAGGUCAUUUCUACAGUUUCAUGCUUCCUCCAGCCCUGCAAUAUAGCACAGGUUGAGAUUUUAUCUAGACAAGAUGAGGACCUAUGUAGAAACCAAACCUAAAUUCUUGCAGACUUUUCGGAAUGCAGGGUGAAAUUCUGUCCCUUUGCAGUUUUGCCAAAACUUGAGUUUCUUGUGAAACAAGAAAAAAGAAACGAGUUGCAGGCUCUUCAAGUAAUUAUGCAAUUUUACAGUGUGAGAAUAUUUUUUAUAUAUGAAAUAUAUACAGCAUGUUUAUGGACAGGGAUAGUGCAGCCAGUCACCAAAUUGUGAAGAGAUCUACAGGGAUGUUUCACUUGACACUAUUUUUAAGAAAUGUAAAUGUGGGGUAUUACUGGUGGUGGAUGAAAACACUAUCACAAGCUCAUUAAUGCCGUGUAUUCAAGACCAGCCACCCAGUAACUAUGCCCACUGAAGUCAGGCUAUCUAAUUUUAUUUUUAAGGAAUAACUGGAUUGGGUAUGAUGUAAAUCAUGGAAACCUCUCGCAGAUGCUGCCUACAAAGAAGCUAUUACUGUUUUACUUUCUGUCAUGAAGCUUCUUCUGCCCUGGGUUUUCAUUCUGAAUCAUGUCAGCUUUCCAGCCUAGCUUUUUCACCUCCCACUGGCCGUUCUAAAGGCAGUGGCCACUGGGAGUUCGAGCCCUUUUAUUGGUAACUGGAUGAGUCUUUCUGCUGUGCCCCAUGGAAUAGGAGAAUGUUUAUAGCAUGAAGCCUAGUUAAUAGUCUUAAUAGUGUCUUGAAAUCUUAGUGACGUCUUUUAAAGAGACAUAGAGUUUCAUAGAAUGAAGGUAUUACUGCCAGGUUAAAAGUUGCUUGUUCAAAAUGCUCAAUUAGAGUGGAUGUGAGAUUUACAAAGAAAAAAUUACUUUCCAUUAGCUGCUGCUGUGACUGUCUCGUGUGGAGGUUGGAGUCUGAGCUUAUGUGCUACAGGCGCAGCCCCUUCCUUCACGUCUCCCCUCCCUCACCUUGUGAGCAGAAUCUCUGCUGCUAGAGCCCCAGGUGUGUGAAAUGUCUAACACUGACUUGCUAGAAUUGUAAGCUGUCAUUUUACAUAGGCUUCUCCGUCGCUUCAGAGGAAUAACAUCUAUUAUAGCUUUCUUUUGAUUAAAUACCAAAGAGCCAUUUUCCCGUUAGUCCUGUUACUCUUUGUUAUUCUCACAUGCUACAUGUUAGACUGACAGACUAAAUAGCAUGCAAAUGGCCAGUCUAUAUUUGGUGACGGUUUUGAGUGUCUAAGAAUGACCACAACACUACAGUGCCCGUAGAGCAGGUCAGACCACCUUGUAAAACUUCAGAGGAACUUUUUUUGUGAUGAAUGUAAAUUUUUUCAAAAUGGAUAGUGUCAGGGUUGCCUGUCUUCUGUGUUAGCAACACUGAAGGUAUCACCAAAGGUUGACACCAUUUAGUGCUGUUUCCUGAGAUCUAAUCGCUUACAGGAUAGGUUGGAAGCCAGUUCAGGAAAGAUGGUGCCCUCAGGAAAAGCCAUUCAGAACAAGUUGGCCACGAUCAGAGUCCCUUGCUUGGAAAAGUCUAGAGUGGAGUCAAAUACCAGGGGCAGACUGAGACUUCCCCUUGGUUAUGGUAAGGGAACUUGAAUCGCAGUUGUCUUCCCAUUGUCCCAGCCUGAAGUUGUUCAGUUUGUAGUGCAGUUUGUUCCUUUAUGUCAAAUGCACAAAGCCUUGUCAAGGAAACAGAAAUUCCCCUCACUGGGGGCCGUUGUGUGGUAGCUGACUGGCUCAGGCAGUGCCACAUGAAUGGAGCUUGUUUUUUUACGAGGAGGAAGAACUCCAGUGCAGUCUGGUACAGAUCACUACUUCCUUCUGUGACUAGUAAUAGCUCUUUGAACCUGUCCUUGUUAACUGUUUUGAACAGGACAAGGUAUCCACUGGAUUAUUGAUCCUACUGGAGUAUCGGGGAUUCCAAUGUUCUGCAGACCUUCCAGGAGAGGAUGGCCAGAUGUGGGUAACAUCAGCAUGACAGAGCAUGUCAUGUUGGAUUACAUGGACACUUAGUGCUCUGUUCACUUUACGCAGAGUAGGGCGGCACUGGGGCAGGUAUCUUCAGAGUAGCAUCGUUGGAAUGACCAAAAGUGAUCUAGAAGUGUCUUGACUAUAACAUUUGGGAAGUGAAGACUACCAGCCCUGGCAUUUGUGAAACUUAGACUUGCCUUCUCCUAAGGCUCUAAGAAGCUCACGAGUAAAGAGUUGAGUCACCUUGAGGAAGGAUUUGCCUAUCCUAGUGUAACUGGAAAAUACCAUGUGCGGCAGAUAAGCACAGUGCAUCUAUCAGGAAGGAGUUGCUACGUUAAGUCCUGUAAUAGAGUAUGAGAAUUAGUUAAAGCCACCAUGCAAACUAAUCAGUGCACAAGGUAGGUAUAUUUCCCAUGUACCAAAGCCCUUUUCCCACUGUUGCAGAGGCAGGAGGGUGAGUAUUUUCUAGAGUCAUUAAAGGUCACCCUAGGAAUGUUCUGCAAUACCUGUCACUUUCCAUUUAGUAUAGACUGGGAGGCAUUGAUCACUCUAUAACCAGUGCCACUGGUUUGCUAAUACACCUGGUAUAUUCAUGUGUUUUCUACUGAGGCAACUGCCUCUGAAUCCGGUGACCAAAGAAAUCCAAGUUCUGGCAUCAGCUGUGCGAGUGGUAGAACUUCAGUAACAGCUUCAUGGAACGGGCUACUGAGAAGCACAGAAUUGAAACACAAAGGCGCUGUGCAUUAAUAUGAGCUGUUGGAGGGAGGGUGAGAACUAUGCAUGGCUUCAAGACCUAAAUUAAGCGGUAAAACUUUCCAAAGUAAAUGGAGCAUAAUGAGAAACAUGUGCUUGGAAAUGAACUUCAACAGAAGAAAUCCUGUCCCUGAGGAGUUCCUCUUCCAUCCUGAAAGCUCAGAGCAACUUGGGGCUUAGUUCAGGGGAAGCCUUUUUCCCAGGAGGCUUGAGAACCCAUCAAGAGAUGGCAAAGAGAUGUCAUUCCAUUAGGAAGCUUUGAAGAUUCUCCUAGAGAACUUCAGGCAAAUCCUCUGGAGUGUUCAUUCUGCUGCUCCGAGGAUGGGCAGCUGCAGAGAUCUUCGUACAGCUUUGUUUUAAUGAUUCACUUUUUAAAAAAUUGGAAAUGUUCAACCCCCACGUGCCCCGAAAAGGAAGGACUCAUUUUAUAUUUCUUAAUACCAGCUCUUGACGCUUCUGGGUUCAAUCCAUGUGUAGUUUGCAUGCUGGGUUUUCCCCACAUCAGCUUCUCCUUUCAGAAGAUUACCUCGGGACUUACUCAUUUUCUAGUACAUGGGGCUACCUAAGGAGAAUUUGUGGCAACCUCCAAACUUUUCAGGGUAGAAUAAUUUUACCAGGUCUCUUCCCCAAUCCCGCCCCCGGUGAUUUUAAAGCUAGUAAAAUUCUGCAGGUCUGAACUUGUUUGUGGCCUAAUCUUAGUACAAUAGUCCAGGUUACUAUGCUUUCAUCUCCAAGAGGGUUCCUCCAGUUCUCCGAGUGUGUAGGGUGAACGCUGGUGAGUUUCUGAGGGUAAAUUGUUAUGUAUUUGGUAACUCUUGUCCCAAGCAACUGGCUCCCAUGGCAGGAGGUCGCUUUGCUUAUCUUCAUUUGGUUGAUGGGAAGAAUCUGGCCGUUUUCUGUGCACUUUGCUUUAGAUGAUGCCCAGUGGCAGUGGAGUCUUCCUGUGCUACUGUCAAAGGGAGGUGCUCCCGGGCUUGCCCAGCUGAGCACCACACUGGCUACUUUGCAGGGGUUGGGGUCCCCACCUAAUUAGUAUGUAAAACGGAUGCAGCUGUCCUCAUCUCUUUAAUUGAGGGAUGCAGCUUGUGUGGGAUGGUUGCCAAUGCACAGUGCUGCUGCUUAGAUCAAAGUGUAGCCCUGUAAUCUCCAUGGCCCGUCUUCCCCAUGAAGAUAAGGGAAGCCACAGGCAUUUUAUGCAACACAGGGAUAAUCAGUGUCGGAAUAUUAGUCUUCUCUCCAAAGACAACUCCGGUAGGCCUUGAAUUCAGAUGGAACAGAUUUUUUUAAUGCAACUCUCUUCUGUAGAUUCAGGCAGGAACCUCCAGUUUGCACAUUUAACGAGAUUCCUUUAGUCUUUGUGUGAUAGUUGCAUGAAUUGAGCAGAAGAUGUCGUCAGACAGCAACUUUGAGUGAAACGGGCACAAUCUCUGAGAGUUCCCAAUAUUAAGGCAAAAUUGAGACCCAGCCCGUCAGCUGUGAUUUAAUGCAACUCUGCGUCUCCUGCACCAUAGGGUGCUUCCCAAUAGCAUGCACAGUGCCAUGGGCUGCACGUGACAAACCUGUCCGGGCAGAGACCAUUACUGUCAUCUGAUCCUCCCUCGUUUGUGUAGAUCUCUCCCUACUCCUCUUUUGUGUCAUACUGUUUUACAUACUGUUUGCUAUGUGCCUUUAAUAUCAGCCAUUGUUUUCAAAGGAUGGCUAUGGGAAAAGUGGAACCCUUUCCUUUCCCAGGAACAUUCCUCUGGAGCCCUCAGCAGAUACUAGUUGAAUGAAUGUGUCUGCAGGAUUUCAUUGAAGAGGUAUUGCUACCACUCUUCCUCUUUCUCUUCUCUUGUUGCCACUGAAUGUUUCUGUCUGCUUUUUUUGCCUCUAGAUUCCUCUCUCCUGUAAGCACAAGGAAUUGUGCUUUGGAGUAGCCAUGUGUUCCCCGUUUCUGAAAGGUGGGACUGAGAUUAUUGGUCAGGUGCAGACUUAAAUUUGCAUAAGCCUGGGCCAGUCUUUGUGGCCCAGGCCUGGGGAGUGAUGUGACCAAAUUGUGUCUGAAUGGGACUGAAUGCACAGUCUUCCCCUGUGGUUACUGUUUGUACUGCUUCACUAAGACAAUGGCAGGUAAUCUCUUUGGAAGCCAAAAGACAGGGCCCUUGUACAGUAUUACAAAAGUUCUUGUAUAUUAGUAUUAGUUCUAACAGUGCAAAACGAAUGGAGAAGCAACUGUAUAUCCACAUCCGACCGAAGCAUUAGACUGAGAAAAGCACAUUGCAGUGAGGGGGAGUACCUGGUAAAGUGGGGACUCCAGCUGGGGUUACUCAUCAGAGUCCAGCUGCUAGAGAUGGCGUUCCAUAAGAGCUGUGUCCAUUGCUCCCUUUGGGUUUGCGGUUUUAAAAUGCCUUCCUGAAUCGGUGGCUGUGUCCGGGAGUCCCUGGCCAGCUGCCAGCCAGACUCCACUGAACGGAUUUCCUGGGUGUGAUGGUCAAAAAAUUUUAAAUUAACUAUUUUUUUUGCAAAGCUGUUCUCUCUCUCCUCGCCCUUGUCCCUCAACUCCUUUGCAUAGGUCACCCUGUCCGUACUGGACAUUGGAAAAUUCAUACACAGUAGCUGAGCCUUACGUGUCUAGUUCAGUACUAGACAAAUAAAGAUUGUAGCACGUCUCUUCAUGCCAGGGCUGAAGACUGGCAGACCACAAACCUCCUUACAGUAUUUACUGUGGGUAAUUUAUUUAACUAGUGAAUGUAGAAUUAAAAUAAUUUAAAAGCUAAUGGUUUGUUUGCGGGAUCGUAUGUCCUCUCUGUAAUUGGCCUGAUUUUAUUUGUGUUCUCGUUCCUUUAGUUCAUUCUAUAUAGCAGGGCUAGAACGGGCAGGUGGGGCGCGGGGGGGGGGGGAGAGGGUUAAUUCUAACUCUGGGAUUCAGCUUGAGGCUGGUGUUCAAAGUAGAUGAGGGUGGGUGGGUCUCAAUCUAGCCUCUGGACACUUGUCUCGCAGAACCACUUCGCAGUGUGGCACAGCUGGCAGGUGAAUCAGGGAGGCGUGGGACUGGACUAGCGGGGACUGCUGCAAGUCAGGGCUGAGGAGCGCUGCUAGAGGGUUGUCAAGAGAGCAUGUGCAGCCCCUGGCUUGGUUACUGCUACAGCUCGCCUCCUCCCGGUGCCUGAGCACUACACGUGGCGAAUCCCGUUUGAGAGGGCUGGUUCUGACGCUGUCGGGAAUGAUUUCUUCUGUUACUUUUGUGGUCUGCGUUCUGUUUGAAUAGUUUCUGUAUGUAACUGUAGUAAAAAACCAAACCAAA